ACAUAUAAAUAUGCCUUGGACGCAUUCCAAGAAAACCCCAAACCCAAACACCUCACUCAUCCCAGGGAUCGACGACGGGACUCUGGGUUGUCUUCAAUUCUUCUUCGCCUCUCUUCCACUGCUAGCGAACAUGGUUUACGUCACAUCAUGGGACGAUUUCGUGGAGAAAUCCGUCCAGUUGUUCCGCGCCGAUCCCGAAUCCACGCGUUAUACGAUGAAGUACAGACACUGUGAUGGUAAAUUAGUGCUCAAGGUCACCGAUAACCGUGAGGAUUUGUUAGAAUUUUUUAUGCGCGAAAGGCUGGGAGGCUAUAAUCCAUGCUUACCUCUUCAUUAUAUCCUGCCGUAUGGUAUUGUGCAGAAUUACUGAAUCAAGAUGUGAUUAGAUGGUUUUUAAAGGAUAUCUAUAGGCAACAGUUGGAUUAAAGACUGGUAAUACACUCUUUAGUUUUGACAAGAAUCAAUAUGUGAAACUGGCCAGGCCUAAUGUCAUUUUCCUUGUAUCGUCCAAAGGUUUCACUUGAAAUGCUGCAAUUCUAGGUUUUUCAAUCAUCUUCCUUUAAAUUUACAUAUUUUUCUCUCGUGAAGAUACAAUAGGACUUCGAUAAAGAAGUUUGCAAACAAAUCGUUGGCCUAAAUUGUCAUUGAUUAGUUUGAAGGCUGGAAAUCACUUUCAGGUAUGAAAAAUGCAGUCCUAGAUUUAGAAGGAGAAAUGAGUCUCUAAUUUAUAGUUCAUUGUUUAGGCAAAACUUUAUGUUCAAGGUGUCACAGAAACACCAUAAAUAAUGAAAGCCCGAUGCUUUUCUUUUCAUUUGAUAUUUGCUUUCGGAGUCUAGUAGUCUUACUAUUAGGGUGCUAUACAGUGUCAAUGUGAAAAUGAGCUGUAGUGUGAUGAGUGACUUGCCAAUGAUUUUUUGCAUUUGGAAAGUUGUUGUGGUAAAUAGAGAAAGCUGCUAAAGUGUUUGAAAAAGUUGGAUAUUAUUGAUCUUUUGGAACAGGAAAGUUGCAUAUUUCCAGUGUAAAAGCUGGAGUUGUCUGGAAGAAUUAGUUGGGA
Messenger RNA from Rhododendron vialii, 1054 nucleotides. Its product is annotated as signal recognition particle 9 kDa protein-like. Gene Ontology annotation, cellular component: signal recognition particle, endoplasmic reticulum targeting. Bases 11 to 370 code for a protein of 119 amino acids. Gene Ontology annotation, biological process: SRP-dependent cotranslational protein targeting to membrane. The record is from RefSeq and is a predicted model, not a curated record. NCBI's taxonomy places the organism in Eukaryota, Viridiplantae, Streptophyta, Magnoliopsida, Ericales, Ericaceae. Gene Ontology annotation, molecular function: 7S RNA binding. The transcript has 3 exons.